ACUGGUGCAAGUGCAAAGACUAACAGAGACUUCGGGGGUUGGAAAAAAAGAAGAUGGCGCAGCUAAGAGAGCUGAGGAAGGGUUUCAAAGCUGUUCAAGAUCUGGAAUUGCUCAAGCUUUUGAAAUCCGAGAUUAAUUUCGAGCUUGCUUCUAAUCACUUUCAGAAUGUUGAAAAAGGUUCUUUAGGUGAAUUCGUAGUGGACUCGGAUUUGCCACAUUCAAAAGAUGUGGUUUUGCGAAGAAAAUGCGAUUCAGGGGAAGAAGUUGUUAUUUCAUCUAUCGUGGGCCCUCCCAACUACGAAAAAGACCUCAUUUUUGCAAGGGAUGUUUAUAUGAAAGUAUGUAUAAAAAAACCAGCCUUGAGUUCCAUCUUGCAAUUUGACUGUCAAGUUUACGGGAAACUGAAUAAAGGCUCUGAAUUUGACAUCAGAAAUGCUUAUUAUCUCAGAUCACCUACAUCUCUGACCCCUUCCAUUCACAGAGGCCCCUUAUUCAGCGAGUUAAAUAGUAGGUUGCAAGAUGCACUCAAGGAAUACCUGAUAGCCAAGGGCAUUGGGGUAAGCCUGACCAAUUUCCUCCUCCACUACCUAAACAAAAGAGAACAAGAGCAGUACGUGAACUGGUUGAAAAAAGGUGAAGCAUUUGUGGCAAAAAACGAGUCCUCAAGUCAAUUUUCAGAGACAAAUUCUACAUAGUUCUGCAGAGUUAGCAUUCUCUUCAAUAUUGGGAAUUGUCAAGGGGGAGGGAAUUGUGGACAAGAUGUUCAAUUUUUACUGAUAUUUUAGUCAAAUGUUUUGAGACUUAGGAUUAUGAUCAGGUUGUUCCAUUGUCUUUUUAAAUGUUAUUUCUUGACAAACACUCACUGCAAACAAAACAUAUCUGGAUUGGAAUGACCAGUGCAUGGCCCACAUGCUUUUGUAUCCUGCA
Molecule: messenger RNA, 927 nt
Organism: Gastrolobium bilobum
Lineage: Eukaryota; Viridiplantae; Streptophyta; Magnoliopsida; Fabales; Fabaceae
Exons: 3
Coding region: 54-695 (213 amino acids)
Cellular component (GO): mitochondrial matrix
Source: RefSeq, a predicted model, not a curated record